UAUUCCAGGUGUCUGUCUUCACCCGGUGCACUCAGGACCAUGAAAUUCAGACCACGAUUUUUCCUAUUUAUAUUUCUACAUUUUCUUACGGUCACGGAAUGCAAGCUGCCAUCAGUAAAGACGAUUUACGAUAUAAGGAAGUUCUUGUGGACAAAGGGGCCUAUAUGGACCUUCAUGACAACAGGAAGCACACACUGCUUAUGUCAAGAGGAUGUGACUCAAUAUAUUGACGAAACCAAAAUUUUGUACACGCAUUUCUACCUCAGUCCUGGACGCACAAGGAAGCACACCCGAAUGAGUGGAUCGUUUCCUAAAAAAAACUGCAUGAUUGCGCAGCCUUACGGUUCUUCGAGCCAAGUAACACACAAAGUUAUAUAUUACAAUCACAUUUUUAAGUGUGCUGUGGUGAAAGUCUCCUCAAUGAUUUCUCCUGGAGGAAACAUGAAUAUUCUUGAUCUGCGCGUUUGGAACUCAUCCGACAUAAAAACCUCGGUCGAACGUUGCCUCCCUGUGUUCAGGAAGAAAACGACGAGAGGCCACAUCGUUUACAAAGACUUUUGUCAGCGACAGCUUGAUGAAACGCGGCCGUCGCAAGACCAGGAUCUACAGGGAAGAGGAGACCCACAAGACUUCGUUUGCCGCUAUUAUGGAUAAUCUCUGAAGGGCAAAAUCGCAAGCACACAAGACACUCCACGAGGCCAUGAGGAGACAUGCAUGCAAAUACAACACGUUGGACUCACCCUUAAGGUUAUCUUUACUGCAUCGAGUAAUCGUAACUCGCGUAGCAAAAGGAUAACGUAGCAGGACUAAUUAAAAAACAAAUAAAAACAUCCAAU
Molecule: messenger RNA, 836 nt
Organism: Rhipicephalus microplus (southern cattle tick)
Lineage: Eukaryota; Metazoa; Arthropoda; Arachnida; Ixodida; Ixodidae
Source: RefSeq, a predicted model, not a curated record